AUGGCCAGAAAAGUGCCUUCCAUCUCCCCCCUUUGUUUCCAUUUCAUCAUUGUUUUAAGUUUUGUUGCAACGGCUAUCCAUUCAUCGACCCUGGACUCUGAUAUUCAAGCACUCCGCAGCCUGAGGCACGCCAUUGAUCCCACCUCAAUCUCUCCAACAACUUUCCUUAGUAGUUGGGACUUCAUGGUGGAUCCAUGCGAAAGUACUGGUGAGCAGUUUCUGGGAAUUUUAUGUAGUAAUCCUCUAGACAAUGUAUCUAGCAGGGUUAUCGCAAUUGAUCUUGAUGGUGUUCAAUAUGAUGGGUUUCUGACACCAUCAAUCGGGAACCUAUCGGAGCUCACCACCCUCAACCUAAGCAAGAACAAGUUCCGAAGAACAAUACCGGAAACCAUCUCCAACCUUAAAAAGCUCACCACACUUUCGAUGGCAGACAACUAUCUCACCGGCACCAUUCCUGACUCAAUUACUUUGCUCAAGAAUAUUGAACGUCUCGACCUUUCGGGAAACAGGAUUUCUGGAUCAGUUCCAGUCAAUAUAUCUGGGUUACGAGGCUUAACGUAUUUAAGCUUGGCAGGCAACGCUCUCACAGGCACCAUUCCUGACCUAACAGGCUUAUGGCAACUCAAGACUUUAGACCUCAGCGCCAACCAGUUCUAUGGAUAUCUACCUGAUCUUCCUGUGAGAUUGACAACACUCUCCGUAAACCAUAACAUACUUUCAGGCCAUGUUUCACCGGUUAAAAAGCUCAAAAACCUUAUUCGGCUGGAUGUAAGUGACAACAGGUUUUCAGGUCUGAUUAGCGACGACAUCCUUUCAUUAACACGGCUGGUUUACCUAAAUGUUUCAAAUAACCGCUUCGAGGGCAUAGAGACGACCAACCUUUCUGAAGAAGAGACGCAGCUUCAAGUGCUUGACGCAGAAAAUAACCAGUUCCAUGGUCGCUUACCUCCCAAGCUAGUCACAAUUCAGAACUUGACCCAUAUUAACUUCGCACAUAAUCAGUUCACUGGUCCCAUACCGAGGGAAUAUGGGGAAAGACUGGAGCGACUCUGGAGAAUCCUCUACUUGAAUAACAACUUUCUCUCAGGACAUCUUCCACCGGAAUUCAUUACUCACACAAGGAGGGUUAGAGGCAACCUCUCAAGGAAUUGCCUUAGGUGUCCAACCAUCAUACCAUUGUGCCACGGAGGGCAAAGGCCAUUUUCAGAAUGCCUUAGGCAGACCAAUGGAAGCAAAUGA
Molecule: messenger RNA, 1239 nt
Organism: Corylus avellana
Lineage: Eukaryota; Viridiplantae; Streptophyta; Magnoliopsida; Fagales; Betulaceae
Product: Leucine-rich repeat (LRR) family protein
Molecular function (GO): protein binding
Source: RefSeq, a predicted model, not a curated record